UUCCCAAAAGCAGAAACAAAAACCACAUGGUGUACCAAAUUCUUUCAAAUUGAGCGAAGCUAAAAAAGAAAAAAAAUAUCUCGGCGGUAUUUCCUGAUUUCUCGUGUGUCGGCGAAAAUGGGGUCACUCGGCGCGAGUGGAAAUGGGGGGCUAUGGGGGUUAGGUCCAUUUCACGACAACAUUCACAGAAGGCGUGACAAGAAGCGGAACAAAGAAUCCAAUCCGUCGAGCUCUAAGAACGCCGCCGCCGGCGAAUUUUCCACCGCCGCCUCAUACCGUUUCCCGCUCAAGCAAGCCGCCACCGCCGCCUCCCUUGUUUUAACCGGCGACACCAUCGCCCAGCUCCGUCAGAGAUGGCUGAAGAACAAAGACUCUGUCCGCCAUUCUCAAGAUCUCAAGGAUAUUGCAAGCUCGCUUUUGUGCGAACAUGAUUGGAUGAGAGCGCUUCGGAUGACAUCAUACGGAUUAUUGCUGUAUGGACCUGGUUCGUAUGCAUGGUACCAAUACCUCGAUCAUUGCAUGCCGAAGCAAAAUGCUCAGAAUCUCGUGACCAAGGUUGUGUUAAAUCAAAUUGUACUAGGCCCGACUGUAAUAGGUAUUAUUUUUGCAUGGAACAAUCUAUGGCAAGGGAAACUUUCCGAGCUUCCUAAUAAAUACAAAAACGAUGCACUGCCGACCCUAUUGACUGGGUUUCGAUUCUGGAUUCCAGUCAGCAUACUGAACUUUGGGUUGGUCCCUCUUCAAGCACGUGUAGCUUUCAUGUCAAUGAGUUCUAUAUUCUGGAACUUUUACUUGUCUUCGACCAUGAGCAGAUGAUCUCAAUGAAAAGCUUAAGCAUCAGGGAUUGAAGUAAUCAGCGUCUGGAAAACUGGUAAACUGGGCAGGAUUACAUGCACCAUUAUAUUGAGGCUUCUUCUCAACAAAUACAUUUUAAGUACGUGUAAACUUCAAUUUGUUUAUUUUCGAAACCAUCUCGAGGCUGUGCUUCUGAUUAUACUGAUUUUUUUAAAGAGAUGAUUUUUAUUUAGACUAAAUUACUUAUAAAUGAAAAGUAAAACCCGUUUGAAUGCAUCGCAUUUUGCAUUGUUCA
Molecule: messenger RNA, 1090 nt
Organism: Erythranthe guttata (spotted monkey flower)
Lineage: Eukaryota; Viridiplantae; Streptophyta; Magnoliopsida; Lamiales; Phrymaceae
Product: Peroxisomal membrane 22 kDa (Mpv17/PMP22) family protein
Cellular component (GO): cytoplasm; membrane
Source: RefSeq, a predicted model, not a curated record